UGACUUCCGGCCAGGCCGUUGUCUGGGCGGCGCGGCCCAGUCAUCUCCGGGUCCCGCCGCUCGGUGCUCGCGUCCCACGCUUUCCCCCCCCUCCCCCCGCCCCCCGCCCCGGCGCGGGGGGUCGACCGUCCGGACGCACGAGGCGCCUGGGAUCGCCUCCUCCUCCCCGACCGCUCGGCCGCCGUCGGGCCCGCGCCCUGGCUCUCCGCGCUGGGGCCCGCGAGGCCCAGGGUGAGGAGGGGCCGGGCCUGCGUGGGCCCGCCGCGGGGCCCCCAUGAGGCACAGCCUGACCAAGCUGCUGGCCGCCUCGGGCCGCGACUCCCCGGCCCGCAGCGACAGCCCCGCGCCCGCCGCGACCUGCUCGCUGCCCCGGGCGGCGGCGGCGACGGCGGCGACGACGGCGGCGGCCUCGGGCGACGAGGGCGAGGCGCGGCCGGGGCGGGGGAGCCGCGGCGGCGGCGGCGGCGGCGGGGCGGCGGCGGCGGCGGCGCGCGCGCCCUCCCCGGAGGAGAUGGAAGAGGAGGCGUCGGCCGGCGCCCGCGAGGAGGACCCGGAGGACAUGGACUUCCUCUCCGGGCUGGAGCUGGCCGACCUGCUGGAUCCCCGGCAGCCUGACUGGCACCUGGAGGCCGGCCACGGCUCCCCGGGGCCGCUGUCUUCGUCGGGCGGAGGCUCGGAUCCCGGCGGCCCGUGGCGCGGGGACGACGACGACGACGCCGCCGCGGCGGCCGAGAUGCAGCGCUUCUCGGACCUGCUGCAGAGGCUGCUGAACGGCAUCGGCGGCGGCGGCGGCGCCGGGGACGGCGGCGGCGGCGGGGGCGACGGCGGCGGCGGGGAGAAGAGGCGGAGGAAAUCCCCGGGCGGCGGCGGCGGGGGCGGCGGCGGCGGCGGCGGCGGCGGCGGGGGCAGCGGCGGCCACGACCCCCACCACCCCAGCCCGGCGGCGACCAAGAGCCCCCGCAAGGCGGCGGCGGCCGCCGCCCGGCUCAACCGGCUGAAGAAGAAGGAGUACGUGAUGGGGCUGGAGAGCCGAGUGCGCGGCCUGGCAGCCGAGAACCAGGAGCUGCGGGCCGAGAACCGGGAGCUGGGCCGACGCGUGCAGGCGCUGCAGGAGGAGAGUCGCUACCUACGGGCCGUGCUGGCCAACGAGACGGGGCUGGCCCGCCUGCUGAGCCGGCUGAGCGGCGUGGGACUGCGGCUCACCACCUCGCUCUUCAGGGACUCGCCCGCCGGGGACCACGACUACGCCCUGCCGGUGGGGAAGCAGCCGCCGGAGCCGCCCGACGAGGACGACGCGGCGGGAGGAGUGUGUCUGCAUGUGGACAAGGAUAAGGUGUCGGUGGAGUUCUGCUCGGCGUGCGCCCGGAAGGCGGCGUCUUCUUCCGUGAAAAUGUAGGGUCAAGUAAUCCGCUCUCUUACCCGCGUUUACCCCUCUCAGCUCCCUCCCAACACCAUGUCAAAACACCUUAGUGGGACAUCUUCACCGGACACAUGUCAGAGGAAGGAGAGAGAAAAGUAAUAUUGAGCCUUUUAAGUGUUUAGCUAAAAGCAUGAAUGUGACACUGUAACCCACUCCGAAUGAUAACCUGUGACUAUUAAAUCUCUCUGACAGUUUCUUUUUUAGGUGAUUUCCUUCCUGCCAGGCUCCGUUGUAGGGGUUGCAGAACAGUCGUUCCCGCCUCACAACCUGGUAAGGAUCCAUCUCUUCACGUAACGCUCAUGCUCUGCUGCUUUAGUCUACUUUAAAUGGGCAAACAUCUCAAUUUGUGUGCGUGUGAUUUUUAUUUUAUUUUAUUUUUUUUCUUUUUCCUUUUGGAAAGUGGGAGGGGAAAAAAUCUUACUUUGGGCCCUGUCCACCCUGGAAACAGACUUGUGCUGGUCAAUAAUGUAUUUAAGAUGCUUUUUCUAGUCGACAUAGCUGUUAAAUGUGUCACCUUGUUCAGACUUGCGUGUACCUAGCUCUUCUGUCCCCAGUGUGGACAUGGCCUUGGAUGACAUCGGUUCCAACUGUACACUGAAACCUGCUUAUAGAGAUACAGUUUGGAGACAGUGAAACAGGUGAAGUUGAAUGGAAGUUCCGAGUUGUACAAGGUGCAAAUUGGAAUUCCAAUCUUAGAUCAACUUUUAAGAGGUUGACUAGUAUUUGAGGCAUGCAAAAAUGUGAUAGUUAUUUUGCUGGUGAUCUUCUAAAUAUUUAAGAAUGCCUUUUAGUUUCCAAUAGAAAAUACAGCUAUUCGAUCUAGAGUGACAGAUUUUAAUAUUUCACCAUUAGAGACAUUGGAAAAUAAUUUGCAUACCAGAAUUCUGUAUUUUAGAGGAAGAACAACAAUGGUUAAUGAAAUGUUUUUUUUUUUUUUAACGAAAUGUUUUUUUAAGGACCAGCACAGUGAUUAACCUGUCACUGAGUACGAAUAAAUUGUUGUACUCCUUUAUUUUUUGUUGUAUUAAAAUCUUAGGUUAAAUUUAUGUAUGUAUGAUUAUAUAUUGAGGAUUGUGAAAUGUGAAUGAAUAUAUGUGUAAAGUGAGGCUUCACAAAGAAUCUUAUUACAUAUUUUUAAAAGUUUUUGCCCUACUUAAAAAAAUAUUGUCAAAAUGAGUGGUUCUGGCCACCCCGUAUGCUUGAUACUAUUUUUCCAAAGAUGGGACAUAUUCUUUCCAAAUACUUAGUGUCCAUUUGCAUAAAUUGAGUUACAGUGUCCUUCAGUGUAAACGGCAUUAAAAAUUCUUUGUGAAACAUCACUGUUUGAUCAAGUAUAUACGUAUUUAGCAUCCUUGUUUUUCUUUGUGCUAAAGUGGAUACAGCUGUUGGGGCAGAAGAGACGGGACCAGCUGCUGGCCACAUUUCCUGCUUUAUUUUAAAAGUUAUGGGCUCAAAGAAUUUAUUCAUCUCUAACAUGACAUUGGAAAACAUUGGGCGAAAAUAGGAAAAAUGAUGAUUGUUAAUGCUGACUAUGGGUCUUAAAUCAAAAAGUUCUGAAAUCAGUAAGUUUGUUUUUCUAAAAAUUACAUCACGGAAUAUUUUCUUCCUAACAUCAGUGCUUUUCACGCAUUGUUUGAGCUGGAGAGAAGCAGUAGUAGUCAAAGCUUUAUGAAUUGGGAUAUUUUCAGAUUCCAAGUAUAGAUUUUUUUUUUAGAAUGCCAUUUUAUAAAUGGCAGUUUGCAGAAUUACAUGAUUAAGAACUUUUGAAAAUGGAAAGAUUAGUUUGUCCUGUGUUUAAAGCUGCUUUGUUAGGUUUCCUAUGUUUUAUUGUCUCUUCUUAGUUUCCAUUUCAUUAUUUCUUUUCUAGUUUUGGUGAUUUAGUGAUUUUGUCAUUUUUUACAUCAAACUCAUGGUCUUGUUUUUACAUGGUAAUUGCAUGUACUUAGAUCUAUCUAAGUAGGGACUCUAAAUGAAUUUGGGUCAUAUGUGUAAGCACAUUUUACUGUAAAUGUUUGGGUUUCUGAAUUUACAACAGAUGUUUAUUUCAAUAUGUAGUAAACAGUAUCUUAAAGUGUCCUAUUCACAACUGUUAAUUAAAAAAGUUAUGAUUAAUAUAAAAGUGUUGUCUUACUAUUUUUAGAAAAUUGUGUUGUGGAUGGUUAGUAUUUGCUUAAAGAAGAUUUCUGGAAUGUAAACAGAUUGUUUUCAGGUUUGGUUCUAUUUAUAGUAAUGAUUGAAACAUUUUAGAAUUUAGGGGAUCUUUUUUUAUUUAUUUUUCCCCUCGUGCCUCUAUGGUAAAAUUAUCGAUACAGAACUAGACUGAAAAACAGAUUUUAAUGCUUUCCUAUAGUGUCAGGAAUUCAAACAUUAACACAUCAUGGUCUAUUUCUAUCUAGUAUAUUGACUUGUUUCUGGACUUCCUUGACCAGACUUUACUAAAAAGUACACAUUUGUUAAAAUGUAGUCACACUUCUGAUCAACAAAGUGUUCAAAAUAUUUAAAUAUUUGUGCAUUUUGUAAUCACUAAAUUAAUCUCUCUUUCUUCUCUUUAAACAGCUUAGCAGUAUCUGCAAAAAACGAAUCUUUUCCUACAACCUGUUAACUGACUGGACUGAUGGUAACAAAGUAAUUGUGGGAGCCAUGUCGGUCAAAAAUUUGGCAUCUGCUGAAAAAAAAAAAAGAAUGCCAUUUUCAAGUUCCCAAAUUACUUCUAUUCUGAUUUCACUUUCCAGAAAUGGAGAUAUGAAAAGAUUCUCUGGAAUGCUUGAAAGACUUGCUAGAAAAUACAUAAGACAACAAUUAUACUUUUUUUUGUCUUUCAUGGGAGUGAUACUCAGUUCAUUGCAUACUUUUCAAAAAUUGUAACUCUUGGAUAUGAGAAUUAUAGUAUUCAUCAAGAAAUAUUAGAGUCUUUACAUAAUCAAGACCACAUUCUAUGGAAUUACAUUUAGUGGACUAGAAUUACAUAAGCAGGUUACCUAUCAGUAAUUACAAGGCAAUUUGAGUUUGUAUCUAUUUACUGGAAUGUAAGAGCUAAUUUGGAGGACAGAAACCCUUGCCGAGUACAAUAUAAAGUUAAUGUAAAGUCCUUAACUUACAGAGUUAGUCUUUUGGAAUAGAUGAAUUGUUUGUAUGUCUUUGAAAAAAGUUGAUUAUGAUAAAAUGUGGGUUAGUUGAUUGCAAUUUAGGGUUAACACUAGGAUGUGUGGAUUUUGAGUUGGCUUCUUGAGUUCUCUUUGAGUACUUUUGUACUGUAUUUUCAAUAUUCCCAGGUUUCCCUUGUUUCAUAUUAAAAUUUCCUUAGUGUUCUGUAAGGGCUUUAGUGGGAGUGACUUAUUUUAUAUGGUGGUUUUAAUUAAUUGAAAUAUUUUCCUUGUUUAUUACAAGUAUGAACAAACAUUCAAAACUGUUUUUCACUUUUGAUGGAUUAUGUUAAUUCCUUCACCUGGUGUAGAUUGAAUCAUUUUGUCUUUACUUGGGAAGUAGGCAUAUUUUGAUAGAAGAGAGAGAAGUGGGUAGGGAUAGGCUCAUACUUCACAGUAACUAUAGAGUAAGCUUGUUUGGUAUUCAAAAUUUACUAAGUCCACUCUGUUUCUAGUUCCUGUAAAGCCAGGCAGUUGGUAAACAUUCCCACUGGCUUGUACUUAAGUAGCUGAUGUGCCUACAGUACUGAUUACAGAAAGUUUAGGCACUAACAUUUUGGUGACCAUAAGUACUUUGAUACUACAGUAUUAUAAUGAAUAAUUAUCUUUUUAAAAAAGUUAUUUAGUUGUACAAAGGGGUUUCAAUUCAACAAAAUUAUCUUUUUAAUGUGUGGCUGGUUCAACUUUUUUAAAGGUAUAGAUUAAGAUCAGCUAAAUUAAUAAUUCCUCAAAGUUAGCUGGUAAAAUACACAAAUGGUCCCCCCACAAACAAAAGUUUGAGUUUCCUAAAAUAUUUAUAGUUUUACUGUUUCUUUGAGCUAGUAUGUUUUAAAUUUAGU
Messenger RNA from Perognathus longimembris pacificus (Pacific pocket mouse), 5402 nucleotides. It is a transcript of the gene Crebzf, whose product is annotated as CREB/ATF bZIP transcription factor. Gene Ontology annotation, molecular function: DNA-binding transcription factor activity. The transcript has 2 exons. The record is from RefSeq and is a predicted model, not a curated record. Lineage: Eukaryota; Metazoa; Chordata; Mammalia; Rodentia; Heteromyidae. Bases 275 to 1396 code for a protein of 373 amino acids. Gene Ontology annotation, biological process: regulation of DNA-templated transcription.